Messenger RNA from Stegodyphus dumicola, 3386 nucleotides. RefSeq names its product huntingtin (gene htt). NCBI's taxonomy places the organism in Eukaryota, Metazoa, Arthropoda, Arachnida, Araneae, Eresidae. The record is from RefSeq and is a predicted model, not a curated record. Gene Ontology annotation, cellular component: nucleus; cytoplasm.
AUGGUUCAUACUUCUGCAAAGCAAUUGAAUCUUGAUUUGACUACUAUGUUUACUGUUGAUGAUCCUCUGUUUUUACAAAUUAAUUUGCAGAGAUCCUCUGCGUCGACUGGUCACUUCUUUGCAGCAUUUCUGGAACAGGGUGCACAUCUAGCAUUUAUACAAGAAUACUAUUCGAAUUCUAAUACCAAUACAAUUGUGGGUCUCCCCAAUGCCCUCACAGCUUUUCAAUCUUCAACUAAUCUUGCUGCUAUUGUUUUUUCAUCCACUCUUCCUCUGCGUCUUUUCUAUUCUACCCCUCACACUGUCACAGUUGCAAUGUUCACUUCUAGCUUUACUUAUCUUUUCUCUUCACUUUAUUUUCCUCCUUCUUUGGACAUAGAGGACAUUCUUGUGGAGUUGGAUGAACUCUUUUCACACUCUCCUCCUUCUGCAUUUCACCUCUUAGCGGGCGAUUUUAAUUCUUCCAGUGAACUUUGGGGCGCCUACCCAGACUGCCUUCCUCAAAAAAUUCUUAUUCACAGAAUCUUAGAGCAUUCAUGUUCUAAAACACACUGGCAGGCUUAUAUAUGGGCACGCAGCCAACUCGUAUCCUUAGAAUAUUUAAGUGCUGCGGUUGGUUUGGCAGAAGAUAUCGAAGAUUUAGACGGCUCUGCUUCUUCAAAUUCUAGCCCUCUUUCUAAUAACUUCGGUGGAGUUGUUAGUUUUCAGCAACGUGAGCAAAGCUUAUCUGCUGUUGGUUUGGACAUACAUUCUUGUUUGCAUUUCUUGUUGGAUCUUUACAGCCAGUGGUUAUCACCACAGACAUGUCCUUUUACACCAUUAAUAUUACUGACAGAGGUCGUUAAAUCGGUUGUUGCUUUAUCAGAUAUUUUUAUGGAAAAGGCUCAAUUUGAAUGGAUGCUUGACACAUUUCUUGAAGUACAAAGAAUUCAUCCUGCUGAGGAUGAAAUUAUUGCUCAGUAUUUAAUCUUUGGUAUAUGUAAGGCUGCUGCUGUAUUAGGAAUUGAACAGGAUGUGCUAGAAAGAUUGAGAAAAUUAUUAGAACUUAGUUUAAAAAGUUCAUAUCUUCCAACACGAAUUUCAACUCUGCAUGGUCUUCUUUAUUUAUUAGAACAAGGAGGAGGAGAUGAAUCUUUUCCAUUGUUACCUACAGCAACAGAAUACAUUCUCAAGAACCUUGAUGCAAUAAAUAUGACUAGUAUGCAGUAUAAUCAGAAUGAAGAUCAUAUACUUAUCAUGUGGGCUGUUGCAUUUUACAUCAUGGAAAAUUAUCAGGAAGAAAUUUCUGAAGAAGAUUUUAACCAAAAAAUAUAUCAGUUAAGUCUUCAAAUAUGUGGUCAAAACGAAGACUGUGUGUCAAAUAUGGUAUAUCUAACUGUUCUUCAUGGUUUGGAACGUCUUCUUGUUGCAGAAAUUUUAACUGGAAAGGAAGCAAAUCUACUUUUAAAAUUAACGGUUGAGAGAGUCCGAUCAGGAACGCCAGUUUCCUCAUUGGCUGCUUUAGGUCUCUUUUUGUCUUGUAUGUAUAUAGGAAAAAGUACAAAUAUGUGGUCUAAUGAGUUGGUUCCAGAUACAAAAACACCCGAAAAAUUGCAUUCUGGUGGCAGGCAAGUGCAUUCAGAAUUUAUGCUUGUUGCCAUGGAACGUGUUACAACAUUAUUUGACAGGAUUAGAAAAGCAUACCCAUUUGAAGCUGAAGUUAUUUGUGAGAUUCUGCCAGCAUUUCUAAUGGAAUUUUUUCCUGUGCAAGAAAUUUUGAAUAAAAUUAUCACAGAAUUUUUAUCUAGUCAACAACCACAUCCACAACUUAUGGCUAAAGUUAUUUUUGAGGUUUUCCAGUAUCUACAUAAACAAUCACAAGAAGAAAUUAUUCAUGAAUGGGUGUUACUGUCAUUAUCUAAUUUUAUGCAAAGGUCACCCUUGUCUAUGGCAGUAUGGAGUCUGAGUUGCUUUUUUGUGAGUGCUACAACAAAUUACUGGUUUCAAGCUCUAUUUCCAUACAUACAAAACAGAAUGGGUAAAAUGGAAGAGCAAGACAAAGUAUUAUUCUGCAUUGCUGGUCUGAAUUUCAGAAAUCAGCUACAAAGUAAUGAACAAAAGCAAGCAUAUUUCAAUACUAUACAAAGUGUUGCUCUCCCUCAUACACCGUAUGCUGAUUUAUUGCAGUGCUUGUAAAUUACUUGCCAACUACAUGUGUUCUGAAUUAAAAGAAAUUGAUUAUGAAGAUUAUUAUUUUAUAUUUAUGUUUAAAAAAGGGGGUGGCACAGGGAAAUUCAUGUAUACCUCAGAUAUGGUUAUUCCAAGUUACAUGCAUGUAUUUUCUUUCUCAAUUGUAAAUCUUAUUCAAAUUUUCUUUCUCAAUUGUAAAUCGACAUAACUUAUUUAAUUAUUAAUCAACAUUAUUAUUUGUAUUGCAUAAUUUAAAGACUUUGAAUGUCCAAAGUAAUGAAUAUUUAUUAUUAAAUUAUUAUGUUCUUUUUCUAUUUUAAAUCUAGUUGUUAUAUUUAAUAUAUAAAAUACCCACUGGGUUUUUAUUUUCAGAAGCUUUUAUAAUCAUUCCUUUAAUACUAACAGUGCGUUAGAAAAGCUUUAUCUGAAAAUACUCAUCUCUGUUCUAAAGAGAUCAUUUUGCAAAUGUAAAUACAUUACACACAUAUAUAUAUUAUAGAAAUUGUUGAGUUUUAUAAUGAACUUUUAUAAAAUAUAGAAUUACUUUAUCAUGUUUAAGAAUACCUCAGGCAUCUGAAUGUAUUUUUAUGUCCUGUAAAAUAGUAUUCUAAGUGCACAUUUGUUCAUCAUCCAGAAAUAAUUAUGCAGGUAUACAUGUAUUAGCUAUGUAUGUAUGUGCAGGUAUGGAUUUAAGAAUAUGAAUUAAGUAUUUUAAAGGCAAGUAUUCUUUUCAAGAACUAUCAGUGAACAUUGCUUGUUGCAGAUGCACAAUUUAAUCAUAUCCAUUUAUUGCAUAUUAUACUUAUGAAGGUAACUGAAUUAAAUAGCAAAUGUUUGAAUAACUUAUUUCCUUGAAUGAAUUUGUAAUUUUUGUAACAGGAAAAACUGUCUUUCUCAAAUUAUGUGUAUAAUUUUUUCUCAUUAACAUUUCAAAAUUUUAAAUCUAUAAAGAAAUAUAGCAAAAAUAGUCAUCAAUCAGUUUAAUAUGAAUAAAAAAUUAGUAACUAUAACAAUAGACUUCAUUUAUUAAAUGCUUUUCUUUCCCCUUUUAAAUCAAAAGGUUAAGAAUUUAGAGUUACCAAGAAGCAAUGGCUGUAUAUCAUCCUUAAAAUAUACAUAUAUAGAGACUAAUUUUUUAUUAUGUUCAAAUCUGUGAAUGUAGCAAUAUGUAAGCAGAAACUAAUUUUGUAAAUAAAAUCUAUACUUUAAGACUUGUU